Messenger RNA from Argiope bruennichi, 11201 nucleotides. It is a transcript of the gene rhea, whose product is annotated as talin-2-like. Gene Ontology annotation, cellular component: plasma membrane; ruffle; cytoskeleton. The record is from RefSeq and is a predicted model, not a curated record. The transcript is spliced from 60 exons. Gene Ontology annotation, molecular function: integrin binding; actin filament binding; structural constituent of cytoskeleton. The coding region runs from base 335 to 8017 and encodes 2560 amino acids. NCBI's taxonomy places the organism in Eukaryota, Metazoa, Arthropoda, Arachnida, Araneae, Araneidae. Gene Ontology annotation, biological process: cell-cell adhesion.
UCCGUAAACACCAGCACAUGUUAUAAUAUUUAGAACGAACAAUAAAUAUAUACUUUUAAUUCCUACAACAUUCAUGCAAAUAAAAAUUUUGAUUCGUAUUUCUUUAAUAUCGUAGCGUACAGAUGCCGAUUUCACCACAGGAUUGUAAUUAUUAUCAAUUUUUAUAGACAAAAACUUAAUUUAGCCCAGCGGAUUGCGGCUUUUACGGCUUCCUGUGCUCUGACGUCACAUGAGCGCCAUCUUGUAGUAACUAGGGUGUGCCGAGAAAAUCGGUAGAGUCGUGAAGGGUAAAAAGUGACCGACUAAAGAUCGGUGACAUCUUCAGAACUUCAGUAUGUCGCUCUCGUUGAAAGUGAGCGUUGUCGAGAAGAAUGUCGUCAAAACGAUGCAAUUCGAUCCCUCUACAAUCGUUUACGAUGCCUGCAGGAUAAUAAGGGAAAAAAUCGUAGAAGGAGGCGAAUCUGGAUUAGGAGAAUCAAAAAAUUAUGGCCUGUUUUUGGCUGAUGAAGAUCCAAAAAAAGGAGUAUGGUUAGAACCUGGGAGGUCCCUUGAAUAUUAUCUUCUUCGAAAUGGAGAUCUUCUAGAAUAUAAGAGAAAAAUGAGAACUUUACGAGUAAGAAUGUUGGAUGGUACUGUAAAAACUGUUCUUGUAGAUGACAGCCAAGUUGUUGCCAAUUUAAUGGUAGUUAUAUGCACAAAAAUAGGUAUCACCAAUCAUGAUGAAUUCUCACUAAUCCGGGAAUUUCCGGAUGAAAAUAAAGAACCAAAUACAGGCACUUUGACCCUUAAAAAGGAUAAAAAAGAUAAGGACAAAGACCAAAAGAUGGAACAGUUAAAAAAGAAAUUAAAAACAGAUGAUGACUUAAACUGGGUUGAUCAUUCUAAAACUCUGAGGGAACAAGGAAUAGAUGAAGAAGAAACACUAUUGUUGCGACGGAAGUUCUUUUUCUCUGACCAAAAUGUUGAUUCCAGAGAUCCAGUACAGUUAAAUUUACUAUAUGUGCAGGCUAGAGAUGCUAUUAUAAAUGGAACUCAUCCUGUUACUGUUGAGCAAGCAUCUCAGUUUGCUGGUAUACAAUGUCAGAUACAGUUUGGAGAUCAUGUAGAGACCAAACAUAAACCAGGAUUUUUAGAUUUAAAAGAAUUUUUACCCAAAGAUUAUGCAAAAAUGAAAGGAAUUGAAAAGCGUGUUUUUGCAGAACACAAGAAAUUUAUUGGACUUUCUGAAUUAGAAGCAAAAGUAAAAUAUGUAUCUUUGGCCAGAUCUCUGAAAACGUAUGGAGUUGCAUUCUUUUUAGUUAAGGAAAAAAUGAAAGGAAAAAACAAGCUUGUGCCACGAUUGCUAGGAGUUACCAAAGAUAGUGUCUUGCGUCUUGACGAGAAAACGAAAGAGAUUCUAAAAACUUGGCCUUUGACUACAGUAAGAAGAUGGGCAGCCUCGCCUAACAGUUUUACUCUUGAUUUUGGAGAUUAUUCAGAUUCUUAUUAUUCUGUCCAGACACCAGAAGGGGAGCAAAUAUCUCAGUUGAUUGGUGGCUACAUUGAUAUUAUUUUAAAAAGAAAACAAGCAAAAGAUCACUUUGGUAUUGAAGGAGAUGAAGGAUCUACUAUGGUUGAAGACAAUGUAUCUGCUGCAAAGGCUACUAUUUUACAGCAUCAACCACCUGCCAAAGUAUCACAUGGUAACUCUGUAUCUGUAGUUGUUCCUGCUGUGAUGCGAGCUGCUGAAAAUGGAGCACGGCAGUACAACACUGGUCAAACUCCUAGUGCUCAAUUUACUGAAACAAAAGGACAAGCCCAUAGUGCCUAUGCUGCUGUACAGCCUCAGCAUCCAAAAAUCCAACAGACUAUGUCUGAGCCUCAAAGGGCAUUAUUGAGUACUAUAAGUGCUGGUCGAAGUGCAGUAGAAAAUGCACAAAAUGAUCUCUCUGUAAGAGUUAGAUUCCAAGAAUUAGGAAAUGAUCCAGCUUCUUUGCAAUGGAAACAGGAUCAAAUGGAUGUAAAGAAACAAAAUGUAUCAUCUCAGUUAGCUGCUAUGAAUGCUGCUACAGCACAGGUUAUAACUUUAACAUCAGGUCCUCCUGAAGAAGUAGAUCAUCCAGCAUUUGGAGCUGCUGUUACAACUAUUGCAACAAAUUUGACUGAAAUGUCCAAAGAUGUGAAAGUUAUAGCAGCUCUUAUGGAUGAUGAAUCACAAGGGGAGAAUCUUCUUGAUGCAGCUCGAAAUUUGUGUUCAGCCUUUUAUGAUCUUCUGAAAGCUGCAGAACCAGAAACUAAAGAACCACGUCAAAAUUUGUUGAAUGCUGCCAGCAGAGUUGGUGAAGCUAGUCAUGCUGUUCUGAGAAAUAUUGGUGAGGAAGAUGCUAUCGACAAAGAGAUACAGGAUAUUUUAUUGGGUCUUGCCAAACGUGUUGCCAAUGCUACUGCCAAUUUAGUCCUUAAGUCAAAAAAUGUAGCAAGUAAGUGUGAUGAUCCUGUACAACAGAAUCGUGUGAUAACUGCAGCUACACAGUGUGCCUUAACAACAUCUCAGCUUGUAGCUUGUGCAAAGGUUGUUGCCCCAACAAUUUCUAAUCCAACUUGUCAACAACAACUUAUUGAAGCAGCCAAAGAAGUCUCUAGAGCAGUAGAAGGAAUUAACAAAGUUUGCAAUGAAGCAACUAAAGAUGAAAACCUAUUAAAUGAUAUGGGCCAGGCUAGUGUUCAAGUGGAAGAUGCCUUGGCUGACCUUGUGAAUCAUAUCAAGACAGCAUCCAAACAAAGAGCUCAGGCUUCUGUUCAUGAUGGAGCAGUGGAUACUAUCUUGGAUGCCACAGAUCGUUUGUUUAGCAGCACUGGUGAUGCAGGAGAGAUGGUGCGACAAGCCAAAAUCCUGGCAACUGCUACAGCCACUCUUAUCCAAGCAAUAAAAGGUGAAGCCAGCUCUCAAACUGAUUCUGAUAUUCAAAAGCGUUUGCUUGCAGCAGCAAAAAUGCUUGCAGAUGCGACAGCAAAAAUGGUGGAAGCAGCUAAGGGAUGUGCAUCAAAUCCACAUGAUUCUGCUUCUCAAGCCGCUCUUCAAAAGGCUGCUGAAGACUUAAGAAGUGCUACUAAUGCUGCUGCAAAUAAUGCUCUCAAAAGAAAACUUAUAAGAAGAUUGGAGCAAGCUGCCAAACACACAGCUGCUAUGUCUACACAGAAUAUUGCUGCUGCUCAAGGUGCUAGAUUAUAUAAUCAGAAUCCUAAUAGUCAGGAAGAACUUUUGGAGAGUUGCAAAGAAGUUGCUGAUGCCAUACCAAAAUUAGUACAAGGUGUUAAAAGUACUGUUGCAGAUGUUGAUAAUCCUUCAUCUCAGCUGUCUUUAAUAAGUUCAUGUGAAGCUAUGCUUCAGCCUGGUAAUAGAAUGGUUUCUGCAUCUAAAGCAGCCCUUCCUACUAUCACUGAUCAAUCAACAAGUCUCCAACUUAGCAAUGCUACUAAACAAAUGAUUAAUGCCCUUACUGAAUUGAGAACUGCUUUGAUAAAGGCACAAGAAGCUUGUGGAAGCCUGGAGCUGGAAAAUGCUUUAGAUCUUAUACGAAGCUUAGAUGAUGAACUUAUAGCAUUCAGAAAAGCUGCCGAGAACAUGGAAUUGAAACCUCUUCCUGGUGAAACGAUGGAAAAUUCUGCUCUGCAGUUGGGAGCCAUCUCUAAAGUUGUUGGAUCUUCAAUGGCCCAAUUACUUACUGCUGCUUCUCAGGGUAAUGAAAAUUACACUGGGAUUGCUGCUCGUGAUACUGGAAGUGCUCUUAAAAUACUUACCAAAGCUGUACGUGGAGUUGCAGCAACAAGCAAUGAUCCUGAAGUGCAAACAAAGAUUAUUGAUAAUGCAAGAGAUGUGUUGGAUAAAUCUACAUUAUUGAUUCAAGAAUCCCAGAGAGCUAUGAAUAAUCCAAGUAACCCUGACAUUCAACAGAGACUAACUCAAGUUGCCAAGUCUGUGUCAACUGCUCUUAAUAACUGUGUCAACUGUUUACCUGGUCAGAAAGAUGUAGAUGAUGCAAUCAAAAGUAUUACAGAAAGCAGUCAAAUCCUAAAUUCUCGUGAUUUCCCUGAAACAAAUAAAUCGUAUGGUGAAUUGCAAAGUAACCUGAGUAAUGCUGCUGCAAACCUGAAUGUUGCUGCUUCUGAUGUAGUUGCCUCUUCCAAAGGUUCUCCUGCACAACUUGCCACUUCUUCCAAAAAAUUUGGAAGGGCAUUCAAUGAGCUUAUGGAUUCUGGUGUUGAGAUGAUUGGUGGAACGAAAGAUACUGAAAUACGUGGAUCUAUGGUUGUGAGCCUAAAAAAUGUAUCCAUGGUAUCAAGCAAGUUGCUUGUUGCUGCAAAAUCUGUUGCAGCUGAUCCUGGUGCACCUAAUGCUAAAAAUCAACUUGCUGCUGCUGCUAGGUCUGUGACAGAAAGUAUUAACAAUCUAAUUAAUGUCUGCACAUCAGCAACACCUGGUCAAAAGGAAUGUGAUAAUGCCAUUAGAAAUAUUCAGAGUAUGAGACCCUUGUUAGAUAACCCAGUUGAACCAGUCAGUGAUUUAAGUUACUAUGAAUGCCUGGAUGCUGUUACAGAGAAAUCAAAGAAUUUAGGAGUUGCUAUGACUGGAAUAGCUAAUUAUGCUAAGGUAAAUGACCAAGAGAAUUUUGGAUCAUCUGUUAAUGAUGUCUCUAAUGCAGUGUGUGGUCUUGUUGAAGCAGCUGCACAAUCUGCUUAUUUAGUUGGUGUAUCUGAUCCCUCCAGUGUGGCAGGUCGACAAGGACUUGUUGAUGUUAAUCAAUUUGCUCGAGCCAAUCAAGCGAUUCAAACAGCUUGUCAGCAACUCACUAGCUCUGCUAGCAAGAAACAGCAGGUAUUGGCUGCAGCUACAGUGAUUGCACAACACACAUCAGCUUUAUGCAAUUCUUGCAGGAUAGCUUCAUCAAAAACUUCCAAUCCAGUUGCUAAAAGACAUUUUGUACAGUCUGCAAAAGAUGUAGCAAAUGCUACUGCCAAUUUAGUGAAAGAAAUUAAAGCUUUAGACCAAGAUCCAUCUGAGAGGAAUCGUCAGAAUACAUCAGCUGCCAUCAAGCCAUUGGUUGAAGCUGUUGAAAAUCUUACAACAUUUGCAAGCUCCCCUGAAUUUGCAAGUGUUCCAGCUAAAAUUAGCGCAAAGGCUAGGAUUUCACAGGAACCAAUAACUUCAGCUGGUAAGAGCAUAAUUGAUGGCUCAUGCAAUAUGAUAAUGUCUGCUAAAUCAUUAGUUGUUAACCCUAAAGAUCCUCCAACUUGGCAAACUUUGGCAAAUAACAGCAAAAAUGUUUCCGAUUCUAUCAAGAAACUUGUUGCAUCAAUUAAAGAUAAGGCUCCUGGUCAAAAAGAAUGUGAUGCGGCCAUUGAAAAACUCAGUACUUGUAUUCGAGAACUUGACCGUGCUUCUCUCAGUAUUAUAAGUCAAAACUUGGUACCAAGAAAUGAUUACACUCUCAAGGGUUAUCAAGAGCAGAUGGAAACAUCUGCCUCUGAAAUAAUGGAUAGAAUAGACGGAGUAAGAAAUGCUGCCAAAGGAGAAGCAGAAAAACUUGGUCAUUUGGUUACUCAAAUGACAUCAUUCUUUGAGCCAUUAUGCCAAAGUGCCAUUGGAAGUGCAUCAAAGACACUCAACUCAAAACAGCAAAUGGCUUUGUUGGAUCAAACAAAAACUGUUGCAGAAUCUGCUUUGCAACUUAUUUAUGCUUCAAAAGAGGCAGGGGGUAAUCCAAAAGCUACUCAUAUUUACUGUGAAUUAGAUGAAGCAGCUGAAGGAAUGAAAGAUGCUCUGCAUGACUUAUUGCAAACCCUUGAAUCUGCAGCCACAGAAGCUGGUGUUGUUACUGGACUAGUAGAUACAAUAAAUAAAUCAAUUGUUAAGGUUGAUGAACAUCAAGGGAAUGAUAUUUCUGAAAGCUCCUUUGUAGAUUUCCAAACAAGGAUGGUCACUAAUUCGAAAGAAAUUGCUAGAAUUGCUCAAGAUAUGAUUGUAAAAUCAACCACUGAUGCAGCACAAUUGGGACCUCUUGCAGCCAAAUUAGCUCAUCUCUUUGCCAAUGUUGCAAGCGAUACUCGUGGUGCAGUAUCCUCCACAUCUAAUCUUGAUGUUGCCAACAGAAUCAAGAGUAGUGUUCAAGAUUUGGGUUCAGCUUGUAUUGAUCUAACAAAAGCUGCUGGCUCUUGUCAGAGUAAUCCAACUGACACCUACAGUCAGAGAGAUGUUGCCGAUAAUGCUCGAACUGUAACAGAAAAAGUGUCAUUUGUCCUUGCUGCACUGCAAGCAGGAUCAAGAGGUACUCAAGCUUGUAUAAAUGCUGCUAGCACUGUCAGUGGAAUAAUUGGAGACCUUGAUACCACUAUAAUGUUUGCUACGGCUGGAACAUUACAUGCAGAAAAUGAAAAAGAAACAUUCUCUGAUCAUAGGGAAAAUAUUUUGAAGACCGCCAAAGCUCUUGUGGAAGACACAAAAACAUUAGUAGCAGGAGCUGCUUCAAGCCAGGAGCAGCUUGCUGUAGCUGCACAAAAUGCAGUCACAACAAUCAUACAACUGGCUGAAGUGGUAAAAUUGGGUGCUGCAUCUCUUGGUUCUAAUAAUUCUGAUGCCCAGGUUCUAUUAAUAAAUGCUGUGAAAGAUGUGGCUACAGCUUUAGGAGAUCUUGUACAAGCCACAAAAGCAGCAUCUGGGAAGAGUAUCCAUGAUCCAGCAAUGAUCCACCUUAGAGACUCAGCGAAGGUAAUGGUAACCAAUGUGACAUCUCUAUUGAAGACUGUGAAAUCUGUGGAGGAUGAACAUUCUCGGGGUACUAGAGCUUUAGAAUCUACAAUUGAGGCCAUUGCUCAAGAAAUAAGAGCUUAUGACUCUCCAGAGCCACCAAUGCGUUCUGCAACUGCUGAAGAUUUAGUGAGAGCCACUAAGCCAGUUACUCUGGCCACUGCAAAGGCUGUAGCUGCUGGAAAAAGCUGCAAACAAGAGGACAUUAUUGUAGCAGCCAACAUGGGAAGGAAGGCCAUUUUUGAUUUACUUAUGGUUUCAAAGGCUGCAGCAUAUACAUCUGAAACUCAAAAACUAAAACAUGAGAUAUUAGCAUCUGGUCAUAAUACCGCUGUGCAUUUUCGUGAGCUUCUACAAAUGGUUCAUCAGGUAGUACAGAAGCCGACACAUGAAAACAAACAGCAGCUGAGUACCAUAUCAAGGACUAUUGCACAGUCUGUUCAAGAAUUGGCAUCAUGCGCUGAGAGUCUCAAAGGUGCUGAUUGGGAAGAUCCAGAUGAUCCAAUGAUCAUUGCAGAAAAUGAGCUCCUUGGUGCUGCAAAUUCUAUUGAUGCAGCAGCUAAAAAAUUAGCCAACCUGAAACCACGUAUCAGUAAACAACAUGAAGCAGAUGAAUCUCUGAACUUUGAUGAGAUGAUUUUAGAAGCUGCCAAAUCUAUUGCUGCUGCAACAUCUGCUUUGGUUAAGGCUGCAUCGGCAGCUCAGCGGGAGCUUGUUGCAGCUGGAAAAGUUAGUUCUCAUACCGUGUGUACAACAGAUGAUGGUCAGUGGUCCGAAGGUUUAAUAUCUGCUGCCAAACUUGUUGCUGCAGCUACUCACAGUCUUGUCGAAGCUGCCAACUCUUUAGUACAGGGUCAUGCAUCUGAAGAAAAACUCAUCUCAUCUGCCAAACAAGUGGCCAGUUCCACAGCUCAGCUGUUAGUGGCUUGUAAAGUAAAAGCUGAUCCUGAUUCUCAGUCCAUGCAUCGUCUACAGCAAGCUGGAAAUGCUGUGAAACGAGCAACAGACAAUUUGGUUCGUGCUGCCCAGCAAGCCAUUGAACAUGAUGAAGAGCGAAGUCUGGUUAUAAAUAAACGAAUGGUGGGAGGCAUCGCUCAGGAAAUUGUUGCACGAGAAGAGAUCCUAAGGAAAGAGCGAGAACUCGAGGAAGCUCGAGUGAAACUAGCUGCUCUGAGGAAAGCCAAAUAUGGAAAUAGAUCUCCUGAUGAGUACCAGGGAUAUGGUUCUCAAUGAGUGCUUCCCAAAUUUUUUGUAUAGCAAUGACUUUUUCAGAACAUAUUGCUUCAAAAAAGAACACCUGCUUCCUCUUAAAAUUAUUGUCUUUAAAAGAAAGAAAACCAUUUGCCUUACCAGAGACUGUUAUAUUUUAGCAAGGCUCUAUCUUUUGUACAAAAUUUGCAUAUAAAUCAGAUGACUGGUUGAAAUGGAUAAUCUGAAAGAAUUAUUAUAAAUAUUUUAAAUAUAUAUAUAUUAUAAAUUAAUAAUAAUAUGCACAUGUAUAGUGUUUUUAAAUUGAUGUAAAUUCUUGUUGAAGUGUAUUGUGAACUGAUUGUUCAGAAUAGAAAAGUGCACUUGUUAAGUAUAUAUGCCUUGUUAUUAUAUUCACUACAUCACCAGUGAUAAGUUUGUAUAUUAAUCAUAUCAAAUAGUUAUGGCUUUUUUAUAUGUAAAGCCAUAAUGUUUCUCUCAUUAUGACCUGGUUUGUAAUAUUCUCUGAAAAAAUAGGGCGGUUUUAUUUUGUCUACACAUUUUUUAAAGCAGUUCUUGUAUUUUCUUUUAAGGUUAAAUAAAUCUGUGUUUAAAAAAAUAUUUAUUGUAAAAAUGUAAGUAUUUGUGAUUAAUUUUGCUGUUGAUUGAUUUACGGAUAUAUUAAAUUGCAAAUUUUUGCAGAUCAGCUUAUUUUGUGGAAAUUAUCUUUUUUUAAAUAAUAUUGCAUUGUUUUUGAUGGAAAUUGAAGAUGAAUGUCUCAAAGCAAUAUUCUGUGUGUAAUGGGUUUUUUUUUUUCCUGCCUUUUGCCUGAAGUUUUUAAAUUGUACUAUUCACUUAUCAGUUUUGUACUUAAAUUUGCUUUGUAAACGAUUUUUAUCCUUAACGAAUUCUAUAAUUUAAUUUUCGUCCAUUUUAAUCUAUUUUCAUUACAUUGAAAACCAGGUAUAUAUGAAAUUAAAUUAAUUUUUCAAACAGUAAUAUUUUACUAGUCGGAUUAUAAGCAAAUGACCCCACUGGUGUUUCUAUGUGGAAAUAUUUUAAUAUCUUGGUGCUAUAUUAUAAGUCUCACAAUAUUUUCCUUAUUAUUUUUAUUCACAAUUUUUCAGGGAGUGAUUUUGUAAUGAAGGAAUUUUGCAUAUUUCAAAUAUAUUUCUAACAGUUAUAUUCUUCUUCAGGUAUGCAAUGCCUGAUGUUGUGCUUUUAUACUAACUCAAUCUUAAAAUGGUGUGCUUUUAUUACACAUAGUUUUGAUUCUUGUAAUAUGUACUAUUCAUAUGUUCAUAGCUAGUCUUGAGUGCAUAAUACCGUUUGUCUCUUGAGUUUUAGAUAUUUAUUUUGUUCUCCCUGGAUUUUAGAAACAUGUAUUUUCAAAAUUUUCAUUUUUAAGAAGUUGCUGUGCCUUUAAUAAAAUGCUAUUUGCUAAUAUUUAAUGCAAUUUUUAAAUUUCAGAAUAUUCUUCACAAAACUCAUAUUUUUCUACCAGUUGUCUCUGUUUGCUUAAAUGUUUAUACAUUCCUUGGUUUUUGUUUUGUUUUAUUUUAUUUUAAGAUUUUUAUAAAACAAAUAGUAUCUUUUAUAUAUAUAAAUAAGGACAGUUCUUCAUUAAAAUAAUAAAAAAUAAAUAUCAUUGGUGACUUUAUUUAGAGGUUGUACUUAUACAUAAAAUUGAUAUAUUUAGAAAAAAGAAAAAAUCCCUUUUUUUUUUUUUUUUUUUUUUUAGAAAAAAAAAAUUAUGAAAUAUCUCAAUAUUUUUAGAAUAUCCAGAAACAUUCAGUAUUAAGAUUUUAAAAAUAUAUGUAUUAAUUUCAAAAAUAAUUUACUUCUAUUUUGUAACUUUUUUGCUUUAACUUAAAUGUAGAAUAUAUUGAUCUGAACAAAUCAUGUUUAAAAGUUAUUUUAAAAAGAAAAAUCAGAUGGUUUGAUUAUUUUAAAGUUAAACUGUUGUUCUGGAAUAAUAAGUUAGAAAUAAAAUCCAUAAUACCUGUUAUGGUUAUUUUAUAGUUAAUUCAUAUGUCUGUUACAGAAAAUGCUGAAACAUUGUAUUAUGUAGUUUUACCUUUUUUUCAGUGAUUUUUUUCUCAUUUUAUGAGGAAGCAACAUAUUUUAAUAUAUAUCUGUCAAUACAGCAUUUUAUUAUAAAUGCUACUAUAAGCUGUUAAUUAAUUUACCUGUGUCAGUAUUGCAUAUUUAAACAAAAAAUGUUGAACUUCAUGAAAUGAACUGUCAAAGGUUACUAAAAAGUCAAGUGCCAAUAUUUAAAAUAUGCAAUUUUUACUAAUAGGUAAAACUUAAUUUUGAAGAAUGUGGAAUUUUUUUUUAAAAAAAAUUAUGGUAGCAAUAUCAUUGUGUUCAAGCGCAUUUGCUUCAAGUUCUUAUUUUGUGGAAUAUUUUAAAUGAAGGAAAAUACUUCUAUCAAGUGCAUUUAUAUCUUUUUGUGAAAAGUUGAUUUAUUUUAAAUGUCAUAUCAUUUUUACUAUCUCUUCAUACAAUGUGUUUAGUGAUGCAUUAAGUGCCAUGUUCCAUAUCUUUAUUUUCAUAUCUAAAUAUUUUAUGUUAAUUGAAUUUUGAUCUCUUUAAUUUUGUGGAGUUAAAAAGUAAUUUGAUCUCUUACUAUUUUUUUUUUUUUCAAUCUGAAUUCAAGAGAUACAUUUAGUGACAAAACUAGUUGUCAGCUGAUUUUUAUAAAUUGUGAUUGUCUUGAAAUUUGUAACUAAUUUCGUGUUGUGCAAUAUAUUUUUUCUGAUAAAAGUAAAGCAUUCAUGCCCUGCUGUUUCGUCCAAAAUAGUAAAACCACAAUGUGAAUAUGUAACAGGUUUUUGAGAGUUAUUCUAUAUAUAGUUACAAAUGUUUUUACAUGACAUGACUAUUGAAUAAAAUGCUGCACAAUAUUGCACAAUAUGCUCUUAACUUUAUUGAAAAAUUAUUCUAUUCUUUUAACUAAAAUCAAUGUAAAAUAAAAAUUAAUUCUCAGAAAAAAACAUCAUUUUCAUUUAUUUAAUUUCCGAUGAGUUUCAAUUGUGUAAAACCCUUCCCCUUUUCUGUAAAAUGUAUUAACCAACACCUGAAGAUAUAUGCCUAUAUAGACCGACUUUUAGCCGAAUAGUCAUACUUCAGAAUUGUUUGUCAAAUUUACUCAUGAAAAAUGCAGUAAAAAAAUAUGUCUACAUUGGUGGAGUGCUUAAGAAUAAAAUGAUUUGUUUCUUUCCAA